AAUACCAGCAACCCUGACCGGAAAUCACCUUUUGAACAUCCAUUGAUCCAUCAAACAAAACCACCACUGAGUGAGAGUGAUGAGGGAAAUGGUGAUGCUCGAUGUGUUGAUAAUAGGAAGCGGCCCUCAUGCCCUGACCCUGGCUAGCUUGCUAUCCAGCCCUGAUCCAAACUCUGACCCUGGACAGGACUCCCCCCUCUCCCCCGUUUGCCCUGUGAGGCCUCAGACAAACCCAGAAACAGCCAACAACAAACGCUGCUGUGGCAAGAAGAAGAGGAGGGCCACAGCUGUCUCUGCAGGCCAGACGUUGGAGGAGCAACUAGAAAAGUCCACGAUAUCAGAGAGGAUCAUCUGUCCCCCGCUGAGCGUCCAAGUGGUGGACACCUAUGGAGAGUGGACGGCUCUGUGGGAGAGUCAGUUCACAGCUCUGAACAUCCCUCAUCUGCGCUCUCACACUCUGGUGCACACAGAUCCUCUCAAUAAGAAAGCACUUCAGGAAUUUGUUUUAAAGCAUGAACGCUCAGCAGAACUUCACAGCCUUCCUGAUCACGUUUACAUCCUGGACGAUAAUGCGUUUUUCAACGACAUGCGGCUCGGCAAGAAGGAGAGGAAACGUCUAAACAUCACGUCCACACUGAAGAAGAGUUUAUCCUUCUGUCUGCCAGGAACCAAACUAAGUGUGGAUUUCUUUAAGGAGCAGGUCAGAUUAGCUGCAUGCGUGUCCUGCAAUUCAUAACUUUUUUAAUAACAGUGUGUUUGCUUGACUUGUUGGAAGUA
Molecule: messenger RNA, 777 nt
Organism: Stegastes partitus (bicolor damselfish)
Lineage: Eukaryota; Metazoa; Chordata; Actinopteri; Pomacentridae
Exons: 4
Coding region: 80-736 (218 amino acids)
Source: RefSeq, a predicted model, not a curated record